Molecule: messenger RNA, 954 nt
Organism: Astyanax mexicanus (Mexican tetra)
Lineage: Eukaryota; Metazoa; Chordata; Actinopteri; Characiformes; Acestrorhamphidae
Product: trace amine-associated receptor 1-like
Exons: 2
Coding region: 1-954 (317 amino acids)
Biological process (GO): G protein-coupled receptor signaling pathway
Cellular component (GO): membrane
Molecular function (GO): trace-amine receptor activity
Source: RefSeq, a predicted model, not a curated record
AUGAACUCAAGCUACACUGAGAAAGUGGAGAUCACUGCUGUUUGCUAUGAAUAUUUAAAUGGAUCUUGUCCUAAGUUUGUCUAUCCUCUUGUUUUGAAGGUGCCGCUUUAUUUGUUCUUUGGUUCAGUGGUGAUUUUAACAGUAUUUGGUAAUCUGUUUGUCAUUAUAACUGUUGUUCAUUUUAAGCAGCUUCACAUGCCAACUAACUUCCUUGUUCUGUCUCUGGCUGUAACUGAUCUGCUGCUGGGAGCUCUUUUUAUGCCUCCUCUUAUGGUACAGUCUGUAGAAACUUGCUGGUAUUUAGGCAAUAUAUUUUACAGAUAUUACGCUGUCUGUCAUCCCCUGCUGUAUCACAGUAAAAUCACUUCCUCUGUCACAGUAAUUAUGAUUGUCUUCUGCUGGAGUGUCUCAGCUGGAGCUGGGUUUAUGAUAAUAUUUCUAGAGCUAAAUAUUCUGGGUGUCGAAGAGUUUUACUAUGAGAAUGUUGCAUGUGAAGGGGGAUGUGUGAUGUUUCAAAGUGCAGCAUCGAGCACUGCUUCCUCUGUACUGUCCUUCUACAUCCCAGGUCUUGUGAUGCUCAGUAUAUAUAUGAAAAUAUUCCGUGUUGCACAAAAGCAAGCAAAAUCUAUUCAGGACUCAAAAUGUAAAAACAAUAUGAAAUCAAUUUUAAGUAAAGAAGAGAAAAAGGCUACUAAAACACUGGCUGUGGUUUUGGGUGUAUUUCUCUCACUCUGGACACCAUUUUUUAUUUACAAUGUCAUUAAUCCUUUUAUUGGUUACACAGUCCCUCCAAUUUUAAUUGAUAUGCUUGGUUGGAUUGGACUUUUAAAUUCUACUUGCAACCCUAUUGUUUAUGCUUUCUUCUACAAGUGGUUUAGAAAAGCAUUCAGGAUGAUUAUUUCAGGUCAAAUAUUUCAAGAAGGAUCUUCAAGAAUAAACUUGUUUUCACACUAA